UGGAUUAAUUAAUUGUAUGCAUAUUAGAAUAAAUAUAACAAAUAUUUUGUAUAAAAAUGAACGAUGCUGAAAGUAAAACGUUGUUAUUAAAGCCCGAUCAAACAAGUCAUUUAGAAAAUAUUAAACAAGAUGAUAACGAACACAAUUGGUGGGCAAGUGACAGCGGAUCAAGUACAGGUUCAUAUUAUUCUGACACUGACAGCUCUAUUAUUGAAUGGGAAUCAGAAAUCGGACCGAAUGGUGAAGUUUUUUACAUAGAAUCUCCAGUAGAAACUUUAUCGAGUGCUAAUACAUCCUGUGAUGAUUCAAGAAAAAGUCCACAACCGGAAUUAACUAGAAGACGUAGUACCAGAGCUGGUAAACUUAUGCGUUUGUUGAGACGUAAGGAUAGUAAAAGGUGGAGUACAAGAAAUAAGAAAAGUAAUACUAAUCCAAUUGGUAAUAACAGAGGAACUCAAGAAAAGGAAGGAAAUGGAAAUAAGGAAGUUACUUUUAGAGAUUUUCAGGCAGGUGAAAUCCGUGAAGUUACUUUGUGGGUUGAUCCUGAAAAAAGACAUAAAUUAGGACGUAGAGCAACGUUGUGUGAAGCGUAUUUUGGUAUAACACCUGGUACUUUCUCGGAUAAAGUUAGAGUAAUGGUUGCUGGAUUUAUACCUGAUGGGGAAGCUAUAAAAAAUAAAAAUAUUAAAAUUGGUGAUUGGUUGAAAAGUAUUAAUUCGAACAAUGUUACAUUCCAAAACUUGGAUUAUGUAUUAUCCGAAAUAACUACUCCAACUAAUGUAACGUUAGAACUUCAAAGAGUAGCAGGGAUUGACGUUACCGAAAAAGUGCCUGGGAUAAAUACAGUAAAGCAAUCAACAUUAGUGCAAAAUAUUGUUAAUAAAGGAGAGAGCACGCAUUUAAUGGAAAGUUUAUUGACUCAUCCAUUUGGAAUUAUUUAUUUAUGUACUACGGAUCUUUCAGAAACGGGUCAAGAAUUACAAGGUGUUUUAUAUUCCUUUCCAAGAUCUGAUAAUGUACAUUCUAAUUUAUGUUCAGCAAGAGGUGCUUUUAUAACUUUAAAUCAUUUGUUACCAGAAAUAGUUGGUGUACAACCAGUCAGUACAACUGUACAUUUAGCGGGAGAAGAAAUGCAUAUUGUAUAUACACCUUGCAAAGAAGAAUUAUUGUUAAUUGCAUUGCCAGAUAAAUGUUGUAGUCUCGAAGAAGCUUGUAUGAUAUCUGCAGAUAUUGUUAAAACUUUAGAAUUUACCUAUCAAUCGUUAACGAAAUGUUUCACAAAUCAAGAAAAUCAUGAUAGCAUAGAUCAUUUUAUAUUUCUAAUUAUGCAAAGAUUAUUGAAUAUAAAGAAUGCUGAAGAUAAUACUAACAGUUCGAAGAGUGAAAUAGAUUUGCAAUAUUGUACAAGGAAUCUUGAAAAUUAUAAAUUCAAAAGUAGUUUUUCAGUAGCACAUUUUGUUCAUUUGCCAAGAGAUGCUCAAAUACAAAUUGAUGCUGCGUUAAAUGAAAUGGAAGCUAUGGAUUAUAGAGAUUGGAAUGAAGAUCCUAUGGAUUGUCAAAGAUUGUAUACAAUACUUGGUAGUUGCAUAUACCAUAAAUGUUAUCUCUUGGGAUCUCAUUUAUCUCAUGAAGAUUUAAUUGAAACCCACGCAUUUUUACGACAAAAUGGUUUACUGAAUUUAGUUAAUACGGAACCUGUUAAAUCUCUUGUUAUAUGGAAAAGAGUUUAUCCAUUAUCUUGUAAUAGAGGAAAUAUCGAUAAACAUAAUUCUAAUCAACCAUUAGUUCCAAAUGGAAAAUGGUUUUUACUUAUUGUCGGUUACGAACACGAUUUGUUAGCAGUUCUUUUAGAAUCUGGUGGUUGCACAGCAAAGUACGACGAUACUACAGGACCAGAUGUGUUUUAUGUAGAAGAAGCUCAAGAAACUCUAAAACAUAUACAAAAAAUUGGAAUAACAACGUUAGCUGCUAAAUGGAUCACAUCUAAUGCCAGACCAGAAGUGAUCCCUUACGAAGACAAUAUAUUAUCUAAACAAUCGUCCAGCAUAACAGAAAAUUUGUUAGGGUUUAUUAAAUCAUCUGACGUACAAAACGUAAUAUCUAAACCAAAUCUUAAUACUUCUGCUAAUAAAAAAACCCAAGAAUUGGCUUCCAUUUUAAAGAAACGCAACUUAGAAGAAAGUCCAACGGUUUUGGGAUCGGUUUAUUCUUUGCAAACGUCAGAAGAUUCGUUAAGUCAAGGAACCGGUGCGAUAAGCGAAGUUAGCGACGAGGCAAUGCCAAUAUUAGGAAGACGAGCGAUUAGAGAAAAAAUUAGUAGCGGAUCUAAAUAUUCUGACGAUAGCGAUUCAGAUAUAGAUAUUUACAGGAACGAAAGUCAAGUAAUGAACAACGAUAUAUCCAAUAUACGGGAUAAUUUGUUGAAUCAAGUCGAAUAUUUAAUGCCAAACAAAUUAACUGCAGGAGAAAAAAAUUAUUUAUAUCAUUACAUACAUUUGGAUAUAACUGAGGGUAUUUUAUUGUCUUCACAUCCGAUCGAUACCUCAUCAAAAGACAAUAAAAUUUUAAUAAAUUUUAAUAAAUGUGUGCAUAUGAUACAUAAACUGUUAAACAACACGAUACGUUUUAAAACAAUGCUUAAUCAAGAUAUGGAUAAAACUGUGAUAAACAAAAGUUUAAUUGCCAUUAAAGAACACGGUAUUCUUUUUGAAUGGGAAAAUACGACGUAUUGGGUCGUAGGACGAUUAUAUACGACUCCGCAUCCUAAAGAAUUGUAUGUAUGUUAUCAGGAUUCCGCGCCACAGAAUUUAGUUGAAAUAGCAUUUAAAUUAAAUUAAUUGUAGUUUUAUACAACAGUAAGUUUAUAUAAAAAUAAAUUUAUCAUAUUUCUUCUUCUUUUUUUUUUUUUAUUCGUUUUCCAUGAAUAUUAUUGCAUUGCGCGUAAUACAAAGGCAGUGGAAUAAAA
Polistes dominula (European paper wasp) is the source of this 2965-nucleotide messenger RNA. It is a transcript of the gene in, whose product is annotated as inturned planar cell polarity protein. The record is from RefSeq and is a predicted model, not a curated record. Gene Ontology annotation, molecular function: protein binding. NCBI's taxonomy places the organism in Eukaryota, Metazoa, Arthropoda, Insecta, Hymenoptera, Vespidae. Gene Ontology annotation, cellular component: cilium; cytoplasm. Gene Ontology annotation, biological process: establishment of planar polarity; nervous system development; cilium assembly.